UAUUAUUACUACUAUUAUUUUUUCCCUCCCCGGCGGUUCCUGUCCGUGCUACAUGACUUGCCAGCGCUUGAGACUGCUGUCCAACUGCGCUGCCGCCGCCACCGCCGCCGGUGGUGCCGCCGCCGCCGCCUCGGCCACCGCCACCGCUUCGGCCGCCGCCUCCGCCGCCGCCCCGCGCGCAGCUCCCUCAGCCGCCGCAACUUUCCCCCUCAGACUAGUGUGUGAUGUUGGACAUGGGAGAUAGGAAGGAAGUGAAAAUGCUGCCGAAAUCCUCCUUUAGCAUAAACAGCCUGGUUCCCGAAGCCGUCCAGAGCGACAACAACCACAGCAGCCACAGCCACCACAACAGCCACCACCCCCAUCACCACCACCAUCACCACCACCACCACCACCACCCGCCGCCGCAGCAGCCCCAGCGAGCGGCCGCAGCCGAGGAGGAGGACGAGGAGAAGGGGCAGCACCUCCUGCCGCCCCCCACCGCCACCGCCUCCGGCGCCCUGGAGGUGGCCAAGGCGGACAUGCUGGCGGGCAAAGGCGAGGCGGGCGCGGCGGUGGCGGCGGCGGCGGAGCUGGAGGAGAAGGAGAAAGCGGCCGAGGAGAAGAAGGGGGCGGCGGAGGGGGCCAAGGACGGGGAGAGCGGGAAGGAGGGGGAGAAGAAGAACGGCAAGUACGAGAAGCCGCCGUUCAGCUACAACGCGCUCAUCAUGAUGGCCAUCCGGCAGAGCCCCGAGAAGCGCCUCACGCUCAAUGGCAUCUACGAGUUCAUCAUGAAGAACUUCCCCUACUACCGGGAGAACAAGCAGGGCUGGCAGAACUCCAUUCGGCACAACCUCUCGCUCAAUAAGUGCUUCGUCAAGGUGCCCCGCCACUACGACGACCCGGGCAAAGGGAACUACUGGAUGCUGGACCCCUCCAGCGACGACGUCUUCAUCGGGGGCACCACCGGCAAGCUCCGCCGGCGCUCCACCACCUCUCGGGCCAAGCUGGCCUUUAAGCGAGGCGCCCGGCUCACCUCCACCGGACUGACAUUCAUGGAUAGGGCAGGAUCCUUGUACUGGCCUAUGUCCCCCUUCCUCUCCCUGCACCACCCCCGGGCCAGCAGCACUUUGAGUUACAAUGGGACCACGUCCGCCUACCCCAGCCACCCCAUGCCCUACAGCUCAGUGUUGACUCAAAACUCCUUGGGAAACAACCACUCCUUUUCCACGUCUAAUGGGUUAAGUGUUGAUAGACUAGUCAAUGGAGAGAUACCUUAUGCCACUCAUCACCUCACAGCAGCAGCUCUGGCCGCCUCAGUGCCGUGUGGCUUGUCAGUUCCCUGCUCCGGCACCUAUUCCCUAAACCCCUGCUCUGUAAAUCUCCUAGCAGGACAGACGAGUUACUUUUUCCCCCAUGUUCCUCACCCUUCAAUGACUUCUCAAAGCAGCACUUCAAUGACGGCCAGGGCAGCCUCCUCCUCCACGUCGCCACAGGCGCCCUCCACUCUCCCCUGUGAGUCCUUAAGACCUUCUUUGCCAAGUUUUACAACGGGACUUUCCGGAGGACUUUCUGAUUAUUUCACACAUCAAAAUCAGGGGUCUUCUUCAAACCCUUUAAUACAUUAACAUCCAUGGGAUCAGACUGUAAGUGAACAUUUUACACACAUUUGCAUUGUAAAUGAUAAUUAAAAGGAAAAAAAAA
This is a messenger RNA of Poecile atricapillus (Black-capped chickadee), 1680 nucleotides long. It is a transcript of the gene FOXG1, whose product is annotated as forkhead box G1. Gene Ontology annotation, cellular component: nucleus. The transcript has a single exon. Gene Ontology annotation, molecular function: DNA-binding transcription factor activity; sequence-specific double-stranded DNA binding. The record is from RefSeq and is a predicted model, not a curated record. The coding region runs from base 225 to 1604 and encodes 459 amino acids. Gene Ontology annotation, biological process: regulation of transcription by RNA polymerase II. NCBI's taxonomy places the organism in Eukaryota, Metazoa, Chordata, Aves, Passeriformes, Paridae.